Molecule: messenger RNA, 3164 nt
Organism: Myodes glareolus (Bank vole)
Lineage: Eukaryota; Metazoa; Chordata; Mammalia; Rodentia; Cricetidae
Gene: Steap4
Product: STEAP4 metalloreductase
Biological process (GO): copper ion import
Cellular component (GO): endosome; plasma membrane
Molecular function (GO): ferric-chelate reductase (NADPH) activity; cupric reductase (NADH) activity
Source: RefSeq, a predicted model, not a curated record
UGGCUUUUUAAAGGCGAGAGCCUGGAGGCAGUGCAGAGCUCAGGCCGGCAAGCUGGCUCUGCAUUGCCUGGCAGCCAGUGCCCACCGCAGCUGCGCCUGACCGACGGCCCUCUGGGCGCCUCUCCCGCAGUAAUGGAGACAAUGGGUGCAGACGCACUCCCUCUGACCGUGAAUUCCUCAGAAAAGCGAGACGUUGUCUGCAUUUUUGGAACAGGCGAUUUUGGGAAGUCCUUGGGAUUUAAAAUGCUUCAGUGUGGUUACGCUGUUGUUUUUGGAAGCCGAAACCCCCAGGUGUCCAGCCUUCUGCCCAGAGGAGCAGAGGUCUUGAGCUACUCCGAGGGAGCAUCAAAGUCUGACAUCAUAAUCCUGGCCGUGCACAGAGAGCAUUACAACUGCCUCGCAGAACUGGCUGACCACCUCAAUGGAAAAAUAUUGGUCGAUGUCAGCAACAACCGUAAGAUCAAUCAGUAUCCAGAAUCGAAUGCUGAGUACCUAGCUCAGUUGGUGCCAGGAGCCCAUGUGGUCAAGGCGUUUAAUACCAUCUCAGCCUGGGCUCUCCAGUCAGGAACGCUAGAUGCAAGUCGGCAGGUGUUUGUCUGUGGGGAUGAGAGCAAAGCCAAGCAGAGAGUGAUGGACAUCGCCCGCACCCUUGGACUCACUCCGUUGGAUCAAGGUUCUCUUGUGGCAGCCAAGGAAAUUGAGAACUACCCUCUGAAACUAUUCCCAAUGUGGAGGCUUCCUUUCUACAUGGCGUCUGUGCUGUGUGUUUUCUUCUUCGUGUACUGUGCUAUACGAGAAGUCAUAUACCCCUACGUGAAUGGGAAGACAGACACUACGUUUCGCCUGGCUGUGUCCAUCCCGAACCGGGUGUUUCCCGUAACGGCGCUUACCCUGCUCGCUUUGGUGUACCUCCCUGGUGUUCUCGCGGCCAUUCUGCAGCUCUACCGAGGCACAAAGUACCGCCGAUUCCCAAACUGGCUUGAUCAUUGGAUGCUUUGCCGAAAGCAGUUGGGCUUGGUAGCACUGGGCUUUGCCUUCCUUCACGCCGUCUACACACUUGUGAUUCCUAUUCGAUACUACGUACGCUGGAGACUGAGAAACGCAACCAUUACUCAGGCCCUGGCUAAUAAAGACAGCCCGUUUAGUACCUCUGCUGCCUGGCUUAGUGAUUCCUACUUGGCCCUGGGAAUCCUGGGAUUUUUUCUGUUUCUUCUCUUGGGGAUCACUUCCUUGCCAUCAGUGAGCAACAUGGUCAACUGGAGAGAGUUCAGGUUUGUUCAGUCCAAACUGGGUUAUCUGACCCUGGUCCUGUGCACAGCCCACACUUUGGUGUAUGGUGGGAAGAGAUUCCUCAGCCCCGGGAUUCUAAGGUGGAGCCUUCCUUCAGCCUAUAUUUUAGCCCUCAUCAUCCCAUGCACGGUCCUGGUGAUGAAGUUCAUCCUCAUACUGCCGUGCAUAGACAAGACCCUCACGCACAUCCGCCAAGGCUGGGAAAGGAACUCACAACCCUCGAAAUCAGCGCUGAACGGAAAACCAGAUAUUUAGAAGAAAGUUGAAUUUGUGGAAAUUUCUGAACUAUUACAGUGAAUGUUUAGAGAAUAAGUGCCCAAUUAAGAAAGCAUUCUCUCUUGUCAUGGUCGCAGGUGUAUCCUCACUAAAGGAAGUGUUGCCUGACUUUGAAAGACUGACAUAGGAAGCAAGCCCCCACUGCCUCUUCUCAUGUAAUGACUCACCGCAGGCCUCCCUCACUUCCCUUCCCAGGAACCCUGGGGCGACCACUGGGCGACCAUAGUUUCACACUAUGAAACGUUGUAGUUAUGGGCAACAUACAUGAUGUAAUGUUUUGCAAAAUGCUGGAAGAUUGUGUGCAACUUCCUUCUCUAAUUCAAGGGCUGAGGUAAGAGAGAAAAAAAAGAAACACUGGCCAGUCAUCCUAGAGGUGUUGCUUGGCUCACCUAAAGAAGAGGCCGGGAAGAAGGAGAGGCAAGGAGGGUUUCCUUGUUUGUUGUGAGGGUGGUGAUCAUAAGUAUUGUCAUACUGAUCUGGGGUAUUUUUGGUUUGGGUGUAGUGCUGAGGAUCAAACCUAGGGUCUUAUGCAUACAAAGCAAAUGUAAUGUUACUGAGUUACACCCCAGCCCUGCCAUAGUGAAUAUGUAGCCAUAUGUAAUCCUUAAUUUUGUUUUUAACAAUAUGGAUAUUUACUAUGGGGAAAUAUUUUAUAACUCAACAAAAAUAUCUCAAUUUUUUUAAAGUACCCAUUCCUUGGAUGUAUGGAAAUCUAUGCAAUUGUCACAACACUCCUCGUCUGAAAGAAAUGGGUUGAGGAAAGUCUGGGUAACUAUAGAGAGACCCAUUGGAUUUUUCAAUGUACAGUAAGCAAGGGAAGGGCUGAUAAUGGCUUUGUGCAAACUGUCAGAUAAGCCAGAUUUUUAGCUAGUAAGCUAAACAAAUACUAUGACUUUUCACUGUGCCGUUUGUUAUUAUUUAGAGAUUGCGGUAUGCUUUCUGUAUUAUAUCAUCUAAAUAUAGCUCAAUAUUAAGCACCUGUGAAAUUAAUUUCCAGUAUAAAGAUAUAGCUCCCCAAACCCGUCUUUGUUACAAUUUUAAGGGGUGAAGUCUUAAAGAAAUGAUCUGAAACUGUUGGUGUGCCAAAAGCAUAGCUGAGAAAAUUGUGGAACACUAGGAGGAGCCGCGGCGGAUGGGAUGUAGCCAGCUCUGGCUUCCAGUGUGGAUAGUGCCUUUCCCAAGGUGACCUUUAGCAGGCUUAGCAUCCUAGCUCUAGCCUGGAGCUAAAAGGAGAUUUUUGCACAGUCUUCCCACAUGUCACUGAAAUAACUGAAAGGCAUUGGGUUUGACAUUUUUCCGCCUAAUCUACAAAGGCUGUUUAUUUUUCAUUUUGUUGGCUUUUAUUAUCACAUAUCAUACAUGAUGUCAUAUACUGCUCACAAUCCAGGGUUUUUUUAUAUAAAGCUUAUAUUAUAUAAAAACGGGCAUUUCUUUUACUAUUGCUCUGAUAGAACAUGUAGGCUAUAUCCAGUUUUUGCUAAAAUGACAAUUGAGGUAAUGUCUUUGUACUAACGAUAUAUUUCUAUGUUUUCAAUUAUUUCCUUAGAAUAUUUUCUAAAUGUUAAUAGCAUAACAUUAAAGAAUAUUUGAUAAAAUUU